AAAAACAAUGAAAAUACACUAGAACAAGCUUACGAGGGAUCAUAUUUUGCCUAUGUGGAUGACACUUCUUUCAAUGUAGGAAAUACAUCAGUUCUUGGUUCAAAUAGAUUAUUUCCAGCUAAGAAGUGGUGCCUACGGUUUCGUUACUUCAGCUACAGCGCAGACUCCACUGCGGCCCUUAACGUGGUGACGUACAAUAAUGUUACAAAAGAAGUGAAGUAUCAUAUCAAUAUCACCCGUUCUGAUUUUGAGGAAUGGAAAUACGCAGAAGAAAACAUAAAGAUAGAGAAUGAUUUUUUACUUGGUUUUCUAGCUAGAACAGGGAAUCGAAGGUCAAUUUUUGCUAUAGAUGAUGUUACUCUGAUUGCAGGCUCAUGCGAGAAAUCGACAACAAAACUGCUUCAUAUGAAAGGGGAAAUGAAAUGUAACUUUGAGGGAGGAGUGGAUACAUGCUUUGACCAAGACACAUCUGAUGACUUUGACUGGACCAUUACAAGGGAAGGUCAAACAAGUACAUCUAACACAGGCCCUAGCAGUAAUAUUGAAGGAAACUAUUUCAGUUAUAUUGAAGCUCAUGGACCUGGAAGAAAUGAUGUAGCACGCUUGAUAUCAAAAUUUGUUUUGGAAAACGUCAACAUAACACUCAGCAUGUGGUAUAAUAUGUAUGGACGUGACGUCGAAACUCUGAAGGUUUUUCUCAGAAAUGAAGCACAAGAGGAACUCAUUAUAUUUCAAAGAUCUGGAGAUAAAGGGAAAUCAUGGAUCUUUAUAAAUCUAACAUUAAUAAUAGAAGGAAGGUGGCAG
Saccostrea cuccullata (small rock oyster) is the source of this 804-nucleotide messenger RNA. RefSeq names its product MAM and LDL-receptor class A domain-containing protein 1-like. Gene Ontology annotation, cellular component: membrane. The transcript is spliced from 6 exons. The record is from RefSeq and is a predicted model, not a curated record. The annotation marks the transcript as partial. Lineage: Eukaryota; Metazoa; Mollusca; Bivalvia; Ostreida; Ostreidae.